AAUCAUUUCUCUUGGGAACAGGAACAAGAACAGGAACAGAGCUCUGGUUCUGUCUCUGGCAGACAUCAUCGUCCCCCCGACCUGUCCUUCUUCUCUUUAAAGAGACCUAGUAGUGAACCCACCAACCCACUGGUUUUCUUUAAACAUGGAGCUGGUUCACUAUCAAGAGGGGUUUAUCUUGAACACCAGAGGCGUCAAACUCUUAACAUGCAGAUGGAUGCCUCUUUCUUCUCCAAAAGCUCUGGUUUUCCUCUGCCAUGGAUAUGGCGUGGAAUGCAGUAAUUUCAUGAAAGAUUGUGGGACGAAACUAGCAAAACAUGGUUAUGGUGUAAUCGGGAUAGACUAUGAAGGGCACGGACGAUCGGCAGGGAUUCGUUGCUACGUGAAGAGCUUUCAAUCGAUUGUGAACGAUUGUUAUAACUUUUUCAAGUCUGUUUGUGAUGAGAAAGAAGAGUACAGAGACAAGAAGAGAUUCUUGUAUGGGGAAUCCAUGGGAGGAGCUGUAGCUUUGUUGCUUCAUAAGAAGGAUCCUUCUUUCUGGCAUGGUGCUGUUCUUGUUGCACCCAUGUGUAAGAUUUCUGAGAAGGUUAAACCACCCAAAAUUGUGGUUAACAUAUUGACAAAAGUCGAAGAUUUGAUUCCCAAAUGGAAAAUUGUUCCUACCAAGGAUGUCAUUGAUUUUGCCUUCAAGGAUCCUGUAAAGAGAGAACAGGUUCGCAGCAACAAGAUGAUAUACCAAGACAAGCCUAGGCUAAAGACUGCCCUGGAGUUGCUUAGAACUAGCAUGAAUCUUGAGGCCACUCUACAUGAGAUAAUACUUCCAUUCCUAGUCUUGCACGGAGAGGAAGACAAGGUAACUGAUCCAGAAGUUAGCAGAGCCUUGUACGAAAAAGCGAAAAGUGAGGACAAGACAAUGAAAUUGUACCCGGGAAUGUGGCACGGUCUAACUUUUGGGGAGACUGAGGACAACGUCGAGAUUGUCUUCUCCGACAUAGUAGCGUGGCUUGACAAGAGAUCAUCCCAAGAUAUGGGCCACGGUGCUCAUCACAAUAAAGCAGCAACAUCAGCAUCUCCUCAAAGGUGGAACAUUUAUCAUAAGUCUGCAUUGUAAAGUUUUUAUCCUUAGGGAUAAAUCUAAAGCUUGUUUCCAACCUAUUGUAUAACUCAUUUUUGUAAAAAAUGAAUUGAAAUAUAUUAUUAUCUUUAAGAAACAUUUUAA
Molecule: messenger RNA, 1219 nt
Organism: Impatiens glandulifera
Lineage: Eukaryota; Viridiplantae; Streptophyta; Magnoliopsida; Ericales; Balsaminaceae
Product: caffeoylshikimate esterase-like
Exons: 7
Coding region: 146-1111 (321 amino acids)
Cellular component (GO): membrane
Molecular function (GO): lipase activity
Source: RefSeq, a predicted model, not a curated record